CCAAUACCUCAAACUCUUAACUCUCUCCUCUUUCUCUAUCAAAAAACACACAACGCUUUAAAAAAACAGGGGCGACUUCGAUCACAAAGAACAUACAUUGUGCAAAAAUGGCAAGAAAGUUGAGUACUUUAGUUGCUUUUGCAGCAAUAAUAUUUGCUUUAUUACAACAUGUUUCAAUGGCACAACGAACUCAUAUUGUUGGUGAUGCUUUGGCUUGGACUGUUCCUAGUGGUGGCGCCGCCGCUUACUCCGCCUGGGCUUCCCGGAAAACCUUCGCCGUCGGCGACAUUCUUGUAUUUAACUUUACAACCGGAUUGCAUAGUGUGGCUGAGGUGUCAAAGGCAGCUUUUGAUUCAUGCAAUACCUCAAGCCCAAUUUCAAUAUCCACUAAUGGGCCAACAAACAUUACUUUGAGAACUGCUGGAUCACAUUACUUCCUUUGUACCAUCCCAAGCCAUUGUGCAUUGGGCCAGAAAUUGGCUAUCAAUGUCUCCGCAGCCUCUGGUUCCGUCUCUCCCGCUCCUCAGCCAGCUGCCUCUAGGCCCAUCACUCCUCCUACCGCCACCCCGGUGAUGGCUCCUUCGGUGAGCCCAUCGACAGCUCCCGCCCCAUCUGUGUCUGUCACUCCGGCAACAGCACCUGCACCUGCACCUGCUAGUGUAGCCCAAACUUACAUUGUUGGGGAUAACAUGGGCUGGAAUGUACCUACUAGUGGCCCAGUUUCUUAUCAAAGAUGGGCUAAUGGCAAAUCCUUCAAGGUUGGAGAUACUCUUGUUUUCAAUUUUGUCAAUGGGGCACACAAUGUUGCCACAGUUAGAAAGGCAGCUUAUGACUCAUGCAACACAACUUCUCUAAUAAACACAAUUAGCACUGGUCCAGCCAGAAUCACACUCACAAAUUCUGGUGAACAUUACUACAUUUGCACAUUCCCUAGACAUUGCUCAUUGGGUCAAAAGCUAGCCAUCAAUGUCACUGGCACCGACGCGGCGGCCCCCGCCCCCACGCCUUCCACCGCCACCACUCCAUCCAGCUCCACCGUCCCCUUAGGAGAUUCUCCGGUCACUUCGCCACCACCACCAAGUGCCUCAGCUCCAUCUUUGGUUCUUGCAGCUUUGCCAGUCACUUUCUUGUCACUUGUCUUUGCUAGGUUGUUCAAUUAGAGAGUGUUAUAGUGUCGAUUUUAUGUAAUUUAGUUGGCCAGUGUAAUUUUAUUUAUUUAUUAUCAUCAAUACAAAUUAAAGUAAUCAACUUACACGCACUUUAAAUAUUUCACUGAAUA
Molecule: messenger RNA, 1279 nt
Organism: Lycium ferocissimum
Lineage: Eukaryota; Viridiplantae; Streptophyta; Magnoliopsida; Solanales; Solanaceae
Product: blue copper protein-like
Exons: 3
Coding region: 108-1160 (350 amino acids)
Cellular component (GO): plasma membrane
Molecular function (GO): electron transfer activity
Source: RefSeq, a predicted model, not a curated record